GCCUGCUGGACCCAUGCAUACCCGGCCCGCAGAAGAACCCUUCGCCGUCAUUGGAGCUGAUUUCGUCGGCCCACUUCCUCGUUCCAAACAAGUACAUGGAAUCUAUCGACCUCACCUGUUCUUCUCCGCCACGCGACUACGCUGGCGAUGCACCCCCAAUGACGCCGGAUCGUGCGGAGCAGCGCUAUUCCUCGUACCCGCAUCCUCAGGGUGAGUCGCCUGAAAAGGGGGAGUCACUAUACACCCCGUGGGACAAGGAUGACCCGUUCUACUUGGCUGGCCUACCAGCCAGAUACGACUUCACCAGCGAGGGGGAAUCGGAGGAGAGGCCAUAUGAGGAGGACGACGAGUCCAAACAGGAGGAGAGCAGCGAGGCGGAAGAGCCCCGGUUUCGACUCCCACCAGGCGCCUGGUCACCCAGACCCGGGCAACGCCGCGACCCGCGACUAGGGCAUGGGCUGUAUGCUCGACCCCCGUCGCCGACCGAGACGGAGGUGCAACGGUACCGGCCUCCGCCCACUGAGGAUAGCGACACGGAUGAACCGUUUUUCAUCGAGGAGGUAGACCGUACGGUGACCUACGAGCCGGCCAUCCGCCCAUGGGGAAUGCGGGUAACCCGUAUUGACCGGGCGGUGGUGGAUGUUAUCCUCCCUCCAGGGGAAACCCUCACAUCCUAUUUCGAGCUGCCAGAGCACUGGAAUUAUCGGGGGCCAGCGAUCGCUGACCGCCCGGUGCCACCACCCUACUUCCCGCCAGCCUUUCGGCGCCCGACGACGCCCGUUCUACGCCGACUGGAGGAAAUGGAUAUGUCCGACCCCGACGGGUUCCCCCUCCCUAAGUCUUCCUACGACCCGCCGCAAGAGGGUCCACGUUGGGAGUCCGCGUCGUCGGACGACGAGCCGGACGGGCCUCGGUUCCGCCGGCAGUACCCAAGGACAUCCCCAGCCAACGAGGAGUCCGACUCUCUCGACGACCUGCUGGAGGUCUUGGGGCAGGAUUUGGUUCCGUUGCAGGAGGAGGAGGAGAAACCCCUGAUGACUGAGGUAGCCCAGGAAAGCGAGCUGGUGGAAGCUCCUGCCGAGUGGAAGGUAGAAACGCCUCAACGCCAACUACCCCGGGGCCUAGUCGAGGAGGUCCGCUGCAGCGAGGGACGCGGAACUAGGACAAGGUUCACGCAUACCUUCCUCGAUACCACAUACCAGGUGAACCGAACCAAAACCGGACGUAUCCGGAUUUUUAUUCGCCCUGCAGGAAAGGGGGGAGUGUGACGCACCAUACGGCGCCACAACAAUAAAUAAGCGUUUCGAUAACAUAUGUACCAGUGUUUUCUCUUAUACUUGGUCACUCACCCAGCUGUGCUGAGUUAACAGCGCAUUUGCAAAGAGAGUUCACAGAGCAUGCGCAGCGCAAAAAUGAGCAAAGCGAGUUCAUAGAGCAUGCGCAGCGCAAAUAUGAGCCAAGCAAGUUGACAGCGCGUGCGCAGCGCAAAAAUGAG
Messenger RNA from Drosophila albomicans, 1495 nucleotides. RefSeq names its product fibrous sheath CABYR-binding protein-like. Lineage: Eukaryota; Metazoa; Arthropoda; Insecta; Diptera; Drosophilidae. The coding region runs from base 96 to 1268 and encodes 390 amino acids. The transcript has 2 exons. The record is from RefSeq and is a predicted model, not a curated record.